This is a messenger RNA of Haplochromis burtoni (Burton's mouthbrooder), 2222 nucleotides long. RefSeq names its product N-acylneuraminate cytidylyltransferase. The record is from RefSeq and is a predicted model, not a curated record. The transcript has 8 exons. The coding region runs from base 117 to 1370 and encodes 417 amino acids. Gene Ontology annotation, molecular function: N-acylneuraminate cytidylyltransferase activity. NCBI's taxonomy places the organism in Eukaryota, Metazoa, Chordata, Actinopteri, Cichliformes, Cichlidae.
UUGCUGUUUGCUAACCGCCAGUAAACCCUAUAAAGAAGAAGAAGAAUUUGUUUCCAGCAGCUUCAUUUCCUCCCUUUUGCCCCAAAAGUCUGUUUUUAACCACAAGAACCGCUUUAAUGUCCGCUAAGCGAAGACACGAUGACAACGAUGCGGACGGAGCUGCUUCUUCCGACAUGAAACAGAAGAAGAGACAAGUAGCUGCUUCUUCCAACAAGAACCAGAAGAGACAUGUAGCUGCUCUCAUUUUGGCACGGGGGGGAAGCAAAGGCAUUCCGCUUAAAAACAUCAAGCCCUUAGCCGGUGUCCCCCUCAUGGGAUGGGUGCUGAGGGCUGCUGUGGACUCCGAAGUGUUUGAUAGUGUGUGGGUAUCAACUGACCAUGCCGAGAUUAAGAAAGUUGCUGAGGCAUGGGGUGCUCAGGUGCACCAGAGGAGUCCUGAAGUCUCCAGAGACUCUACUUCAUCAUUAGAAACUAUCCAAGAGUUCCUCGAAUACCAUAAUGAGGUGGAUAUAGUUUGCAACAUCCAGGCUACAUCCCCGUGCCUCCACCCGUUCGAUGUGAAGGAGGCCUUAAAAAAGAUCACAGAGGACGGCUAUGACUCCGUCUUUUCAGUGGUCAGGAGACACCAGUUUCGGUGGAAGGAGGUAGAUGAAUUAUCUGAUGAAAAAACUGAGGCUAUAAAUCUGGACCCAGCCAACCGGCCGCGGCGUCAGGACUGGCCCGGAGAGCUGUGUGAGAAUGGCUCGUUUUACUUCACCACAAAAGAUCUCAUUAAGACGGGACAGUUGCAGGGCGGUAAGUCGAUCUACUAUGAGAUGCUGCCGGAGUUCAGUGUGGACAUAGAUGGAGACAUCGACUGGCCUGUUGCAGAACAGAGGGUUCUCAGGUACGGGUACCCCGGUAAGGUAGUCCGCCUGCUGUUCUGCAAUGUUUCUGCAUGUUUAGCAGAAGGAAUCAACGCUCUGUCUAGUAAUACCAGAAACACAUCUGCUAUUCACAUGCUGCAGGAAAAACAAGUGGAGGUCAUUCUGUUGACCUCCAGUGAUGACGCUGUGGCCCAGUCUUUGGCUGCCAAACUUCAAAAAAGGACAGGGUGCCAGGUCAUGGAGGUGGGAAAGAAGCCGCUGAACGAUUUGCAAGAGGUCAUGAAGAACAAGAGUCUGGACUGGAAACAUGUGGCAUUCAUGGGUUUUGAUCAAGCAGAUGAGAAAUUGCUGAAGCUGGCAGGUUUGAGUGCUGUACCCGGGGAUGCUCCAGAGUUGGCCUCAAAGGCUGCAAAGUACAUCUGCCCCCUUUCUAGGGGAUCAGGAGCUGUGUGGGAUUUUGCUGAGCUCAUUCUCCUGCAGAAACCAAUGGCAAAACCUCAGUAGGACCACAGCAUUUGUAAGAAGUUCUAAUGGCAGAUUAAUUUUGAUAAAUGGAAGAAAUCAAAAUAAUUAAAAUUAGUCAUAUGUUAGAAAUGUCAAGAGACGGGUUUGUAGUAAUGGUAAAAAAGCAGAUCCUCAUUCAAUUCUAAGGGUUUUUUUUUUUAUUUUUUUUUUAUAUCAGGACAAAUUAAAAUAAUCAUCUGGUCCUCACCAGUUGUUAAAAAUGGGGAAAGGCAACUUUGGAUGUGUAAAAACACACGGCCUACUACACUUUGUCCCAAUUUAACAGAAGCUAAGCCAAAAUGCAGGAGGUUAGCAGCACCUGCUAGUCAAAUUCAUUUGAUUAAUUUAUCAUCAGCAUGUGUGUGGACCUCUAUAAAAGCAGAGGUUUGACCAUUUUUAAGGUCCAGAGCUCUCACCUGUGAGUUAACACAAUGCCACACGCUUCCCAGAAGUUGACGUCUCAUGAUCCCAAGGUCGGACUGUGCGAUGUUCAAAGAGUGCAAAAAAACAAACAAACAAAAAACAGAAAAAGACUUGACGAGUAUGGCUUGUUUGGAAGGGUUGCUAGCAGAAAGUCUCUUCUGCUUCUAAAAACAAUGUGACAGCAUGACUUAGGUUGAUUAAAGUGUAUCUGAACAAGACUUCUGACCCGGCCAAGGUGGAGAUGUUUAGCUAUCAUGCACAGCACCAUGUUUGGAGAAAACGAGCACAGCAUCAGCAGAAACACCAAUCAGCUGUCAGACACGGUGGUGUGGUCACUGAGUCGACCAUGACCACCUCUGUGUACCAAACUAUUCAAAUGUGAGGCCAUCUGUCUGUCUUUACUGAAACUGGGUCUUGUGUUGCAGAGAG